Leishmania braziliensis MHOM/BR/75/M2904 is the source of this 633-nucleotide messenger RNA. RefSeq lists its product as hypothetical. The transcript has a single exon. The coding region runs from base 1 to 633 and encodes 210 amino acids. The record is from RefSeq and is a predicted model, not a curated record. Lineage: Eukaryota; Euglenozoa; Kinetoplastea; Trypanosomatida; Trypanosomatidae.
AUGUACUCGAGUAUUCCUCGACAUCCAGUAGCUUACACAGCCGCUGUUGUAUAUUUCUCCCAUUGUCUAUUCUUUCGCCUCACAUCCUUCCUAUGCUUUCUCCCCCUCCCUUUCGCCCCUCAUUCCCCUCUGUCACAGUACCGGGGCAAAACCUCGGAUCAGCAAAAGAACCUCUACUGCAACUUUCGCUCGUUUGCUUCUCACUCGUCUACGCCCUUCUCCUCCCUCAUGAGGGAGGACAGUCAACGUGCACAAGUUGCCAUCAACGGCUUCAUUGGCUCCAUUCUUAUUGUGGUGGGCUCCAUCGUCUAUGUCCUCUGGUCCGUACUGCCAGAUGAGGUGCUUCACCGGAUGCACAUGACCUACUACCCGGAUCGCUACUGGGCUGUCGCGGUUCCCGCCAUUCUCGUGAUGUUUCUCGUCCACUACUUCACCACGUCUUGGCUACUGGUGCUUGUCACAACGCACCCGUUGACCGAUGGCCGGUGCAUCACAGAUGAGGACAGCAAGCCGGACACAGAGAUCGAGGUCGGCGCACUGGCAGACUCUGGCAGCAGCUUGCCGCCAUGGGUAGAUAUUCCAGUGUCGGUGGCAAGCCACCUCUUGUUCGAGCCGUGGAAUAAGAAGGUGUAA